Molecule: messenger RNA, 2337 nt
Organism: Drosophila navojoa
Lineage: Eukaryota; Metazoa; Arthropoda; Insecta; Diptera; Drosophilidae
Product: carboxylic ester hydrolase
Source: RefSeq, a predicted model, not a curated record
UAUUUUUUUGUUGGGUAGGUCACCGGGGCUAAGCCCGAGGGAGGGUGUUUAAAUGCGCUGUUAAUCUAAUAAGCCGCUAGCACGCAAACAAGUUCACGUGGGAAAAAUUGGAGCAAUAAGAAAUUAAUAGACAAUGCCCAACUGAAGUAUUCGUAUCAAAAUGUUGCGUGGGCCGAUCGGCAGAUCGGAUUGGGAUUGGGCUAGGUGCCGCCAGCACUGGGCGUGUGUGUGUGUGUGGGAAGUGCUUCUCGGGCCGGACAGCACGUUAGUUAUUUAUGGUUAACACGGCUCGUCGCCAAUUGGACAUGGGAAGCCGCUCUCAGAACAAGGAAGCCACAGCCAACGCCCACGUUCAGCUGCACAAAAGAAUCCCAUCAAUUUGCAAACUUUAUGUGACUCAAUCCCGAGUCUGUUGGAGACUAUAAAAGGCUAAAGCUUGGGCUCCAGCCUCCACAGUCUUAUUUGCAGAGUGCGCGGAAAAUGUUGCAGUCAGUUGGAUUUCUCCUCCUGCUGCUCUUGGGCAGCUCCAUUUCUGUGUUGCAGAACUCCAGCGAGGUAGCCAAGGCCCUGGCUGAUGAGGAUGAUGAUGUGCCCAUUGGCAGCGACAAGGAGCUCUCGGACCUGGUCAUCACCACGGCUUUGGGCAAAAUUCGUGGCACCAUAUUGCCCUCGCAGGCGGGUCGCAACUUCUAUGCCUUUCGGGGCAUUCCGUAUGCCAAGGCGCCCGUUGACAAUUUGCGGUUCAGGCCACCGGAGCCGAUUGAGCAAUGGUUUGAUAUCUUUGAUGCCACCUUCGAUGGACCCAAGUGCCCGCAGCCGGGACUGGUCAGCGAGGAUGUGAGCGAGGAUUGCCUCAGGCUGAACAUCUACACACGUCAGCUGCCCAGCGAAUCCGAGCCGAAUCCCAAGAAGCCCGUCAUUGUCUUCAUUCAUCCCGGCGGCUUCUACUCGCUGUCCGGCCAGAGCAAGAACUUUGCGGGUCCGCAGUAUUUCAUGGAUCGCAAUCUGGUGCUGGUUACCUUCAACUAUCGGCUGGGCACAUUGGGCUUCCUGGCCACGGGCACACAGGAGGCGCCCGGCAACAUGGGCCUGAAGGAUCAGGUGCAGCUGCUGCGCUGGGUGAAGCUGCACAUCUCACGCUUUGGCGGCGAUCCCAACUCGGUCACAGUGCUCGGCUAUGGGGCGGGCGGCAUGGCCGUCACCCUGCACAUGGUGUCGCCCAUGUCCCAGGGUCUGUUCCAGCGGGCCAUUGUGAUGAGUGGCUCCGCAACGGGUCAGUGGUCGUUGCCGGAGCAUCAGAUGGACGUGGCCAAGAAGCAGGCGGCACUGCUGCAGUGCAACACGAGGGAUCUGAAGGAAAUGAUGCUCUGUCUGCGUGAGAAACAUUACUUGGAGUAUGCCAAUACGUUGCCCCGCAUGUUUGACUUUGGGCGCAACAAUCCGCUGAUCCUGUGGAAGCCCGUGGUGGAGCCAGACUUUGGACAGGAACGUUUUCUCACUGAGGAUCCCGUGCGCAGCUACCAGAAUGGCAACUUUAUGAAGAUACCCAUCAUAACGGGCAUGACCAAGGAUGAGUUUGUGGGUCCAGCUAUAUCCAUUCUGCAAAGUCCUUCGCUGCUCAGCGCCUUCAAUGACAACUUUGAGGCCCUGGCUCCGAUCUGUUUUAUCUACAAUGCCAGCAGUCCGCGUGCCAAGAACAUUAGCCAGGAGUUGCAUCAGUAUUACUUUGGCAAUCUGCCGCUCGAGGCGAAUAGCUCGCUGCAGGCGCUGGCCAUGCUCUACUCGGAUGCCCUGACGGGCUUUGGUAUACAUCGGUUUGUGCAUCUGGCGGCUCGGGCCACGAAGGUGUAUCAGUAUCGCUUCGCCUACCAGGGCGGACGCAGUCACAUCCACUACCCCGAGGAGGCGCCCUACGGCGUCGUCCAUCACGACGAUCUAAUGUAUUUGUUUGUGGAGCCCUCGAUUAGUCGCAUGUUUACGGAGGAUGACGAUGAAUAUCGCAUGGUCGACCUGAUGACGCGCAUGUUCGCUGCCUUUGCCUACAAGGGCGACCCCAACAAGCCGAGCGACGAGAAAUUGCGCGACAUUCGCUGGCGCCCGUUCAGCUUCAAGAAGCGCUACUAUCUGGACAUUGGCGACGAGCUAAUCUUGCGGGAGGGUCUGAAUGCGGCUCGCUACGAGAUCUGGAAGCGCUUAUUUCCCCUCAAUUGGCGACGUCAAACCAAGGAGCGCUGGCUCAGUCAAUACAUCUGAAAGGGUUGCAGCUGCCUUUGCGCCCAACUGUACUUCCCUAGCCUUAGUAUCAUAAAUACUAAAUGCAAUUUGGCAUUCCAAAUG